UUGAUGACACACAUGUACAGCAACGCGGGCAGAGAUGACUUAUGGAACAAACUGACUGAGGCCAUGCAGAAGGAAGGGAAGGACAUCAACAUUAAGGAGGUGAUGGACUGCUGGACCCUUCAGAUGGGUUAUCCUGUUGUGACCAUCAGUAAGAACUACAGUCUGGACCACAGCGUCACCAUCACACAGGAACACUUUGUCUACGACAGGGACGCCAGGUUCAGAGACCCUGAACUUUUCAACAGAAG
Messenger RNA from Oncorhynchus keta (chum salmon), 248 nucleotides. RefSeq names its product thyrotropin-releasing hormone-degrading ectoenzyme-like. Gene Ontology annotation, cellular component: cytoplasm. The annotation marks the transcript as partial. Gene Ontology annotation, molecular function: peptide binding; metalloaminopeptidase activity; zinc ion binding. Gene Ontology annotation, biological process: proteolysis; peptide catabolic process. The transcript is spliced from 2 exons. The record is from RefSeq and is a predicted model, not a curated record. Lineage: Eukaryota; Metazoa; Chordata; Actinopteri; Salmoniformes; Salmonidae.